Molecule: messenger RNA, 2426 nt
Organism: Phyllostomus hastatus (greater spear-nosed bat)
Lineage: Eukaryota; Metazoa; Chordata; Mammalia; Chiroptera; Phyllostomidae
Product: zinc finger protein 324A-like
Exons: 4
Coding region: 362-2047 (561 amino acids)
Biological process (GO): regulation of transcription by RNA polymerase II
Molecular function (GO): DNA-binding transcription factor activity, RNA polymerase II-specific; RNA polymerase II cis-regulatory region sequence-specific DNA binding
Source: RefSeq, a predicted model, not a curated record
CGAGACUGUCACUUCGCUGCAGGCCGUCGGGCCACCGCGGUGUUGGGGGCUGGAGCGCGGCUGGUGGGUCCGUUUUUCUAGGAGGUUCUGGAGACCGGAGGCGAGGGCCGAAGGAAGACGUGGGCUCAGGGCCCGCUCCGCAAGCGCUGUGCUUGCGGGCCGACGGCCACGCCCCCCAGCCUUGGUUUCUCCGGUGUCGCGUGGGCCCCCUGGGGCCUUCGGGCGGCUCCCGGACCCACGUGCUCUCCGGCCUCCGUGGCGUCGCGGAGGCGGUACCUUGGGCAUCUGUGCCCUUGACGGACUCGGAGACUGAGGCCAGGAGUAGGGGCGCCCGGCUCGGCUGCCGCAAGCGCAGAUUCCGAUGGCGGCGGCGGCGCAGGGCCUGAUUGUCUUUGAGGACGUGGCCGUGUACUUCUCCCGGGAAGAGUGGGGGCUCUUGGACGCAGCCCAGCGGGCCCUGUACCGCCACGUGAUGCUAGAGAACUUUGCACUGGUGGCCUCACUGGGACUCUCCGCCUCCCGACCUCGUAUAGUCAUCCAGCUAGAGUGUGGUGAGGAGCCCUGGCUUCUCAGUGGGUCAGAUGUGACCCUGGCCAGGAAUGCCCAGAGGAGGCCCAGCCCUGGUUCCCAAUGUCUGGCAGAGGGCAGAGAUGUUUCUGGGGAAGCAGCAUGGCCAAGAACCUUCCAGGAUAGGCUCCCUCCGAUGCCUGCCAGGGUCUUCCCCACCACUGCUGCCUGUGAACCUGAAAAAUGCCCGGAGGCUUGGCAGGGCAUUUCCUCAUCUCAGGAGAGAAAACCCACGGGGGUCUCCGUGAUCUACUGGGAAAGGCUCCUGCUACGCCCGGGCAGUGGUGAGGCCAGCAUCAGCCUGCGGCUGACCUCCCCACUGCGGGCUCCUCUGGGCAGCCCACCCACAGAGAAAGCCCUCACAGACCAUGCAGAGCCAGGCAAGCAGCUGAGGGCCUCCGAGCUUCAGAAACCCCCUGGGAGAACCUUCCUGAGUGUCCCAGACCUUGAGGCCAGUCACACUGUGGGGCAACUAGGAAUGGGGAUGGCUUGGCAGGAACCUCAGAGACUCCCUGCCUGCCAGGAGCCCCCAACCUGGGAUGAGCUAGGCGAGGCCCUCCAUGGUAGCCCUGGCCUGCUCCCCGGGGAGAAGACCUUCGAAUGCAGGGCAUGCAACAAGGUGUUCGUGAAGAGCUCUGACCUCCUCAAGCACCUGCGCACACACACCGGGGAGCGACCCUAUGAGUGCACACAGUGUGGCAAGGCCUUCAGCCAGACGUCGCACCUGACACAGCACCAGCGCAUCCAUAGUGGUGAGACCCCCUAUGCGUGCCUGGCCUGCGGCAAGGCCUUCAGGCACAGCUCCUCACUGGUGCGGCACCAGCGCAUCCAUACCGCCGAAAAGGCCUUUCGCUGCAGCGAGUGCGGCAAGGCCUUCAGCCAUGGCUCCAACCUCAGCCAGCACCGCAAGAUCCAUGCGGGUGGGCGGCCCUAUGCUUGUGCGAGGUGUGGCCGCCGCUUCUGCCGCAACUCCCAUCUGAUCCAGCACGAGCGCACACACACGGGUGAGAAGCCAUAUGCCUGCACACUCUGUGGAGCCGCCUUUAGCCAGGGCUCCUCCCUCUUCAAGCACCAGCGGGUACACACUGGUGAGAAGCCCUUCACCUGCACACAGUGUGGUCGCGCCUUCAGCCACAGCUCCAACCUCACGCAGCACCAGCUGCUGCACACGGGCGAGCGGCCCUACCGCUGUGGUGACUGUGGCAAGGCCUUUGCCAAAGGCGCCGUGCUGCUCAGCCACCGGCGCAUCCACACGGGAGAGAAGCCGUUUGUGUGCUCGCAGUGCGGCCGCGCCUUCCGCGAGCGCCCGGCCCUCUUCCACCACCAGAGGAUCCACACCGGUGAGAAGCCAGUGCGGAGGCGCAGAACCAGGCCUCCUUCAGGGGCCUCAUCAGAGAGCGCCCCAGGGGACCCACCCACUUCUGCCUCAGGCCCAGCAGCAGCAGAGCUGCCAAAGCCACCAAAGCCGGCUGAGGCCUAGGUCCCAGCUCCGCCCUUUCUUACCUGUAACGAGCCCCUUCCAAGGCUGAAGGCUGAAUCCUAAGCAAAUCCACUCUGGAGAAGCCUUGUGUGUGCUCUGAAGUUCACAUGGUGACAUCUGCCACUUCAGCCACAACUGCCUCUUCCAUCCCUCAGAGGUCUCAUUGCAGAACAGUCAGGAAGAUGGACAUGGAGGCUGGGACUUGGUGGGGCUGAGUGGUGGCUGUCAGAGGCAGGGGAGGCUGGCAUCGUGGUGCCCCUUGUCGCAUGUUAUGACUGGACACUUAGGGGAGGAGGGGAGUGCCGGGAUGGGGGUGGAGGUGGUCCAGAGGAAUUUGUGAUGUCCACACCCAAAAUGUCUGGUUCACAAACACUCAGGA